GCCAGCGGGCAGCUUGGUACCACACAGCAGCAGCGGAGAAUGCGAGCAGGGGCCAUGGCAGGCGGACACCACGCUGAGCGAGAACAGCGCCUUCGCUGGCAUGUACCACAUCUUCGAACAGCACGGAGACCAGGCAGUGCGAAGGUUCAGUUUUGCCAAUGACGAGCGUAGCAGGUUGGCGUGCUGCUCGUUGGACGGGACCCUGUCCAUCCUGCAGCUGGUGCCGCUGCCCCCGUCCCUGCAGCGGGUCCUGCGUGGGCACGAGGCCGCCGUCACCGACUUUGCCUGGUCCCUGUCCAACGACGUGAUCGUCUCCACCUCCCGCGAUGCCACGCUCCGCAUCUGGUGCACGCUGGACGGCCGCUGUAUCCGCCAGAUCACCGACCCCGACGGCUCGCCCCUCCUCUGCUGCAUCUUCCAGCCCGUCAACAACAACCUCACUGUGGUGGGGAACAGCAAGCAGAAUGUCCACGUGAUGAACAUCUCUACGGGCAAGAAGGUGAAGGGGGGUAGCAGCAAGCUGACGGGCCGAGUGCUCUCCCUGUCCUUCGAUGCCCCGGGACGUAUCCUGUCCGGCGACGAGAGGGGAAGUAUCUUCUCCUUCCUCUUCGACAUGGCUACAGACAUCCUUCACCUGAGGCUCCUGGAUCAGCAAUGGCUCAGGCUAGGGAACCCCUCCUUGCUGUCAAUGCCCUGGGCAUCAACAAAACUGCUGCUGUACAGGGUGAUGGACAACGAGGGGACACUGCAGCUGAAACGGACGUUCGAGAUCGCCCACAACUCCCACCCUGUCCGCAGCAUCUUCUGCCCACUCAUGUCCUUCCGCCAGGGGGCCUGUGUGGGUGAGGCUAUAUUUGGCUAUCGUUGGGUGAACAAUGGAGGCGGUGGUGAAACAAGCUGCAGGGGACACAGUGCCGCCGUGCUGGGGGUCAGCUUCAACUGUGACGAGAGUCUGCUGGCCUCCAGCGAUGCAUGUGGGAUGGUCAUCAUCUGGCGCAGGGAGCAGAAAUAGCCGCUCCCCCCCCU
Molecule: messenger RNA, 1026 nt
Organism: Leucoraja erinaceus (little skate)
Lineage: Eukaryota; Metazoa; Chordata; Chondrichthyes; Rajiformes; Rajidae
Gene: wdr13
Product: WD repeat domain 13
Cellular component (GO): nucleus
Molecular function (GO): protein binding; promoter-specific chromatin binding
Source: RefSeq, a predicted model, not a curated record